AUGGGCAUUAUGUGGCCCCUUUAAGCAUCUCACAAUUAACCACAGACUAGUCAGAGGUGGAGAAGUACAGUAUAUCUUAAUUUCUUUAACAAAUUAUCACCUGACAGGAAGGACAAGUUUUUCAGUGUGUGUAUAAAUAACAGCUACAUUUCUGAACUGCGUCACAACAGUUGGAGGGUGAGUGGACUCCUUGUGUGCCUUCUAGCUUUCAGAAAUCCAUGAUGCAGCAUCCAAUACAGCCCAGUGAUAGAUUGACCUUCAGUGACUUCACAGUUUUGGUUUUACAUCAUAUGAUUGUCUUUCUUGUCCUACAGUCAUGUGCAGGUCAACCUCAGGUGAUUGGUCCAUCUCAGCCAAUAGUGGCGACAGUUGGUGACGACAUCAUUUUGCCGUGUCACCUGAAACCUGCGAUCAAUGCUUUUGACUUGAGGCUGGAGUGGGUGAGACCUGACCUGAGCCCUGGGUUUGUCCAUGUGAGGGCGAACAGUCAAGAAUCUGUGGUUAAUAAACAGCCGUCCUACAGGGGAAGAACAUCACUGCUAACUGACAAAUUAAAGGAAGGAGACAUUUCACUGAGACUCUCUGAGGUGAAACCUUCUGAUGAGGGAACAUACAGAUGUCUUGCUCCCACACUGGGUCGGGCUGCUUUCAUCAAACUUAUCAUUGGUGCUGUCUCUUCACCUUUCAUAAAGGUGAUAAACAGAAACGGCACAAAUGUGGUGUUACAGUGUGAGUCUAAAGGCUGGUAUCCAGAGCCUGAGGUGUCUUGGUUGGAUGGUGAGGGAAACCUCCUCUCUGCUGGACCUACAAAGACAGUCAGAGGUCCUGAUGACCUCUAUACUGUCAGCAGCAGAGUGACUGUAGAGAAGAGGCACGACAACAACGUCACCUGUAGAGUCCAACAGAAGAACAUCAACCAGACCAGAGAGACACACAUUAUUGUUUCAGCCCUGCCUUGGCAUAUGAAAUGUAUCUUGGCUUUGAGCUUAGCUGGUGUCUUCAUAGUCAUCCUGUCGGUUGUGGGGAUCGAGAUUAAGUUUACUAGGUAUGAGUUCAAUCAAGAUUUAAAUGAGGUAACGACACAGAAGACAGAUGUGUUACUGGAGCAAGAAACAGCUGCUACAGAAAAACGCCCAGCAGAGGAUAAACUUCCUGCAUCAGCUCAGGAAGUUUAA
This is a messenger RNA of Thunnus maccoyii (southern bluefin tuna), 1175 nucleotides long. Its product is annotated as butyrophilin subfamily 2 member A2-like. The transcript has 6 exons. Bases 219 to 1175 code for a protein of 318 amino acids. The record is from RefSeq and is a predicted model, not a curated record. Lineage: Eukaryota; Metazoa; Chordata; Actinopteri; Scombriformes; Scombridae.